UCCGUCUAGGGCAUUAGACAUCAAAUGCGAAACUAAACUCCGCAUCAUGGCGUCUGCGGAGCUGGAUGAACAGCAAGAGAAGCUCCGAAGAGUCGUUGAUAACUGGCGAUGCCGGAGCCACGACCUGUUGAAGACCCUGCAUAAGGAUCCUUUCCAAAUUUCACCUGUCUUUGGUACAUUUAGCUUGAAUUCCGCUCCAGUUCGUGUGCACGCACAGCCCUUAGAGCAUUCAGAUAUCUUGACGCUUAUUGGAACGGACAAUGUUCUGGUUUCCAAGUUUGUAACCGUGCUGUCGUAUGAUUGUAUCGAAAUCUCCAGGCUCACUCAAUAUGCCAGAAGAAAUAUUUACAGGCAGAUGUUCCUCUUCGGUCAUGGAUCCAGUUCACAAGAAAUACUGCUAGAAGGAGAGCCCCAGAAGGCUUUUGGUCAAUCACUGUCAUUGUUCAUGGAACUAUCUAAGACCACAUCUCGGAUGAGUGAGGUUAUGUGCAAUUUGCUCCAACAACUAGAUUCCAUUUACUCUCUGAAGGACAAGAAUGACAUACUAUGCAAAUCUUUCAAGAAGGUCAUACUGACGAGUGCAUUUAGCUCCUUUGCUGAUGGCCUGGCCAUGUUUCUUGUUUUGGAUGAAAUUUUGGCACAGAAUGGCCGUAUCAAGAGUUACUUAUCUCUUUAUGCAAGGAUGUUGAAUAAGGUGAAACUGGAUCCCAAUGACUUUGAUAUUGCAUUUGGGGAUCUAGAUUGUCUAGAUCAAGUAAUUAUCCGCUUGGAAAAGCUUUUGGAUGCUGGAUUCUUUCGGCGUUUGUUACUGGAGGAACUGUCAUGGGUUGAUACACUGCAGAAGGUCAGGCAAAACAGAAAAUUGCUGGAUGCAUGUAGUUCUUUCAUUCAUGAUGGGUUGCAAGAAAUUCUUUCACGACUUGAUACAUGGAAGGAAUCUCUUUUGGACCGGAGGAAAAUACUGCAUCACGUAGCUCUGUUUCUAUUUGGAACUUAUGCUUCUGGUGAAAUGCCAGAAAAAAGAUUAGGAAAGGUCAUUGGUGAGAUGCUUAAAUUGGUACCAGUAAUAUAUAGUGAAGGUGGUCUUAGACUUAUGCUUUUGGACUUGUUGAGAAAUCAAUUUCCUCCAUCAAUGUGCUUAUGGCCCACUUUCAAGGAUGCUGUUAGGGAUUGUGAUGCCAUGAAGAAGAAUUAUCUUGCACAUCUUAAUGAGAUGCAUUCUAGGGACUGGCAAAAAAUGAAAGAUGCGUUGGCUUAUUGGGUUGUAUCCUUCCAGUCAACCAUUCAUCCAGUGGAAGAUCUGUCAAGGGUUGAAGCAUGCCUGCAACUUCAUUUCAAACAGAUUAUUCAGGGAAUACUUGUUGCCAGUAGAAUGCAAAUGAUGGCCAUCUCAAUGCUGGAUUUACAUACACUGCUUGAGGUUCCUAUCAGAAGGGAGAGAUUAAAGUCUCUCUGUCACAUGGUUGUCUUAAUGAAAGUUAUGAAGAAAACCUUUCAUGACAAGGAGCUGGAUAUCAUCAAAAGUCUUCCACAUAUUAUAAAUCUUAUCCAGUCUGACAUUGAAAAUACCCUCCUCAUGGCAAAGGAUGAGCUAUUGUCAGAAGUUGCUAAAGAAAGUCAAGCCAGCAAGAGAAGAUUUUUGAGCUCUUUGCCAUUUGGUGGCAAGGAUGUGGAUUCAAGAUUGACAGAUUCACUUUCCGCGAUUUUGAUUUCAUUGCAAAUGCUUCGAGGAGGGGGUAGCAGUAACAGGCAGCUCAUUCUUUCUAUUGUUUUGGAUGUUCUUCAAAGCAUUGGCCAUCUGGAUGUCAACUGUUCAAGGAUUAAGAAGCUUCUGUACAAGUUGGAAAUUGUUGCUGAUUUUCAAAGCAUGGUUGAGGAAGUUACAAAUUGCGACUUCUUGUACUGGAGGAAAGAAAUGAUGACUUCUUGGUUCUCCAUGGUUUAUAUGGAUGCAAACAAGUUUUCAUGGCUCCAGUACCUUCUUGAUGCCUUCUCUGACGGGCUCUGGCUUCUCAAAGUCUGCUGUGUGGGCAAGUUUACCAUACAUUCGCAUGAAGAAGAGCUAGAAAAUGCUGUGAAAAAUGAGAUUAUUACACCUCUUUGUAGAGACAUUGAGACUGACCUCCGCCUUCAUGUGCAUUCAAACCACUUAAAAGGAUCAGUGCAUGUAAAUCCAAGAAAGACUGGUGUACGAAAUCUCUCUUGGUACUUGCAUAUGGAACCUCUGUGGCUUCCAUUUAAGUGUAUUAAUAUCAAAUUACAUGUCGAGAGCUAUCUGAAUUCCACCUUUUACAACCACACUGCCAUGUCCUCUUAUGAUUGGAAGAUAUACUCAGAAAUGAGACAACUGGCAGAGCUGAAGUAUGGACUGACAUUGGAUGAUAUUCCUCUUACUGGGCACUGCUUAAAUUAUGGGGUUGAUGUGAUGGAAAUUGUACGAAAUGUUGAACAGUUUGCCACAAGCUACUCAUACAACAUGACUAAUCAAGUUUUAAUUGAGAAGGUUUCCAGCUGUCAAGGUCGGAAGGCCUUGAGGGUGGUUGGUGUGGAACAUGUUGCCUUGUCAAUAGCUACACAUGGUCUUGGAACAAUAUAUACUGCUAUUGAUUCUGUGCUCAAGCUCCUAACUGAGAAGAUUAUAGAUUUAUCUAAGCUUCUUCAAGAUAAUUUCGCAUGUGUUUGCUCAGUGAAAGAAAUCCAGUUCUGGAAGGGAAAUGAAGGAGAAACAAGAGGCAACCCUUUUCUCCGAGGGGAGAAGCAUGACUUGUUCACUGGAAAAUUGUUCUUUGGCGUUCAAGAGUUAAAUUUCUUAGAUAAGCUGCGUGGCAUCAUCAAUGAAAUGGGGAAUAUCUUAGGACUGUUGAGAAUCCUGAGGGCAGGUGGUUCCCGCCAUCUGUGUAGUAUUUCUCGUUUCAUUUACAGAGACAGAAAUAUUAGAAGCUUUAAGGAAAACUCUCAGAAGCUUGGGUUUACAGAUGAAACUAUUACUGCCGGAAGGAUAUUGGAUGUAGUAGUAGAGGACAAGUGCCAAGCUAAAGAGCAUGUUUAUUUUUCCUCCUCUUUUACUAGUAUAAUUUCAAAGGAAGUCAAGGGUGGUGAGGAUCUUAAAUUUGAGGAUUUAUUCCUCAUAAUUCCAGCGCUUAUAAUUGGUUUAAUAGAUUCCAGAGUCAACAGCAAGGAAAAUAUGCUGAGAAGGGGUCGUGAAGUGGGAAACCAGAUAAUUAUCGAUGAUGGCUUUGUCAUGGGAACUGCCUUUAUUCUCAAGGUAACAGCGCAAGAGAAACCAUUUGAUGGGUUGGAUUGGAUUACCAGUGUGAAGAAGCGCUUGGAAGAGGCAUUGCGGUCACUAGAGGAACGUAUUGAUGCAGAGCAGCGUAAAGCAAACAGAGGUCUUUCUGCUUUGAAGCUUUGGGGCAAGGAUGCUUCGUCUGUUUCUUCCACAGAAACCCAAAAGGUCAUAGACAAACUCAAGAAAUAUCAGAAAGAGGUGGAGCUGUUUUAUUAUGGUCUGAACAUCUCGAGGACCAUCAUGUCCUGAAACUACCAUCCUUCCAACAUGUGAUACGUUUACAUGUUGGAAUUGUAAUAGUAUCAUUGUUU
This is a messenger RNA of Telopea speciosissima, 3600 nucleotides long. RefSeq names its product WASH complex subunit 4-like. Gene Ontology annotation, biological process: endosomal transport; endosome organization. Gene Ontology annotation, cellular component: endosome; WASH complex. Lineage: Eukaryota; Viridiplantae; Streptophyta; Magnoliopsida; Proteales; Proteaceae. Bases 47 to 3538 code for a protein of 1163 amino acids. The transcript is spliced from 26 exons. The record is from RefSeq and is a predicted model, not a curated record.